Molecule: messenger RNA, 2985 nt
Organism: Zasmidium cellare ATCC 36951
Lineage: Eukaryota; Fungi; Ascomycota; Dothideomycetes; Mycosphaerellales; Mycosphaerellaceae
Exons: 2
Coding region: 1-2985 (994 amino acids)
Cellular component (GO): cytoplasm; nucleus
Molecular function (GO): ubiquitin binding
Source: RefSeq, a predicted model, not a curated record
AUGUCGGAAACCGACGCCAGAACUGCACCCGCGAGGGGCAGGAGCUCGACGAGAGGUGGCAGAGGCGGUAUUGGCCGUGGCGGUCCCCGCGGCGGCAGAAAGGUCAAUGGCACCUCGAAUGAUGCGACCACCGUCGCCGAGUCACUUGAUGAGCAGGGCGAGAUUGGCGAGAUGAAGAAGAAAUACCUAUCCGAGCUGAGCAUGCUCAAGGACAUGUUCCCCGACUGGACCGACACCGACCUUGUUUUCGCAUUGGAAGAGGCUGAUGGAGAUUUGCCGUCUACUGUCGACAAGAUCACCCAAGGUGCUGUCUCACAAUUCGCCGAGGUCAAGAAGCCCAAGGACCGCGCUCGCUCCAAGGUCAAGGACGAGCCUGCCGCUGCAGGCGCUACCGACAAGCCAGCAUUCGGCGCCCGUGGUGGUCGCGGCAGAGGUGGCUUCGAGAGCACCCGCGGCGGACGCGGCCGUGGCUCUGAGCGUGGUAGAGGUGGCCAUCGCGGCGGCAGAGGAGGUCACGCGACCACUACGAAUGGCACUACCAAAGAAGGUUGGGGCGACUCUGUGCCUACCGGUGACUCCACCGCGUGGGACACUCCGGCCACGACUACGACUGCCGACGGCGGAUGGGACACUCCAGCACCAGAAGCGAGCAAGGACACCGCGGAGGCCAGCCAGAGUGCAUGGGACACUGCAGCCACCGCCGACUCUACGCCAACUACCGCUGCCGAGGCCGCGAAGAGCAGUCUGAUACCAGAGACUGGUCCGAAGAAGAGCUGGGCUAGCAUGUUCGCCAAGCCCAAGCCUGCCCCGGCUCAAGUGCCCACGAAGCAGAUACUCACGAAGCAGCAAGCGCCUGCCGAGACCCUCGUUUCCGAAGAAGCAGCACCAACUCCAGCGCCAGCGGAAGUCUCAGCAGAGCUGCCAUCGAAGCCCGAGCCUGUGCCAGCUCCCGCCAUCCACGAGCCAGAGCCGCCAGCCGUGCCGCAACCAGACACAGCACCUGUAGAGCGACCUUUGACCUCGGAAGGCUCAGAUUUGACGCUAACACCAUCGAAGGACCCAUUGACUGAAGAGAACGUCGAGCAUCUUCCCGACGAAUCGCACCCACCCGCAACACAGACUGUUGCGAGCACCACUGGCUCGAUCGAUCCUCGCAACCUCACCCCUCUCCCAUCGCACCAAGCACCCAUCGGACGUCCAUCAAUGGGUGGGUUCGCCACGAGCGCAUCUCGACUCGCCGGAACCGGCGGCAGAACCGCAAGCUUCCAGCGUAGAGUCCAAGAACAACAAGAGGCGGUGGUGAUGCCAGGACAUAACGCCGUGGACAGAGCUGCGGUGCAGUUUGGAAGCAUGGGCAUCAACGGUGAGCCAGGUCUGGACGUAGAUGACGAUAGAGAGGAGGCAGAGACGCGACUUCCACCGCAGCACUCGCCACCAUCGCAACCUCGCACCUCGUUACCUCCAGCUCCACGAGAGGCUGCGGUCCCUCAGGCACCCGGACUCCAGAGCCUGCAGGCCGCACACGAGAAUCUUCCCACUCCUAAGCAAGCUCCAGGCUUGCCACCGGCGUCUGUCCAAAACCAGCAGCAGAUGCAAGACCCAUCUUUGACGCAGGGCAUUCCUCAGGAGCACCAAAUGAACCAGGCCUACAACCAAUACGGCCGAUAUGGCCAGCCAGGCAUGCACCAACAGCAAGAUUCAGGAGCUCAGCAGAAGCCGUACGAUCCAUUCGGCAGCCAGGCCCAGCAAAACCAUUUCGACCAGUACAGCGCACACCAUCAACAGCAACAGCCGCAGUCACAAUCCGGCUUUGGUGGUCUGUCGUCGGCACCAAGCGACUACUCCUCGUACUACACGAGCGACCAGCCUCGCAACGCCUACAACCAGUACUACGGUGGCUCUUAUGGACCGCAGGAUACUAGGAAUGCCGUGGGACAAGCCCAAGCGCAGCACGAGACGAACGUGGUCCCUCAGCGUUCCACAAGCGGAUUUGGAGCAGCCGCCGCGCCCACCGAGUCGGCGUUUGCCUCCCAGACAGCACAACAGGCACAGCAGGCCCCAUCGCGCUUCGGCGAAGCGGUGGGUUCCGGCCACAACACUCCCAAUCCUCUCAUGGGCGGACAGCAACCGUCUGCGCCAAACGCCGCCCAACAAUCGCAGCAUUCGAUGCAUCAGGCCCAAGGCCACCAGCAAGGCAGCUAUGGCGGAGCUGGUUUUCCGUACGGCCACCCAUUCUACAACAGCCCCUACCAACAGGCAUACCAGAACCAAUUUGGCUACAGUCACCAGCCAGUCGGCUAUGGCGGAGGAUUCCCCAGCAACAAGGGAAACAUGUAUGGUGGUGCACCUCACGGAUACGGCAUGGGAUCGCAGUCUUCGUACGAGCAGCACUCUUCGUCGCCAGCCAAUGCCAAUGCCUUCAGCCAGAAUCAGCAGGCUUCGAUGCGCAGCGCUAGCGGCAUGGGAUCUGGACUUGGCGGACUUGACGAGUACGGACGCGGCUCUGCGCAGUCGGGAUCGCACCAGCAGAGCAGUGGCUUCGGCAGUGUGAAUGAUUCAUUCGCACGCUCCACAUCCGGAUUUGGUCAAGGCGGUUAUGGACAGCAUGGCCAACAUGGACAGCAGAACAUGACGGCCGGCCCAGAAGAUGCGUUGAAACCAUUCAACGAGUCCAAGAGUGGCCCAUCGCCAGCUUUAGGACAGCCAGGACGCCCAGGCUCGGCUGCCAACAGCGCCGCGGGCACCUCGCAGUCUGGUCUGCCGCCACCACAACAGCAAGGCCAGCACUCUGCGUUUGGAGGCUACCCCGGUUUCCCAGGCCAGAACAGUCAGUAUGGCGGACUUGGAGGACUCGGCAGCCACGGUCAGGGCCAGAGCGGCAUGGGAGGCCAGCAGAGCGCCUACAGCGGCUACGGAGGCUUCAACCAGACCUACGGCGGAUACGGUGCUUCUCGCGGUGGAUGGGGCGCCAACUACGGUCACUAG